UACACUAAAAGAGAUUUCCAAAGAGAAAAAUUAAAAUGGAGGGUAGAGGAGGAUGUUCUGUAGCUAGAUAUGAAGCUUAUGGGGUUUAUGAUAUGUCGAAAAUGGACCGGAUAAUGCUCCGGUUCAGACCGAUCGCACCCAAACCGGCUACCGGCGGUGGAAGUGGGGAAACCGGUGGUGGUACGGAGGUUUGUUGUAAAUCGGGGAGACGUAAAAGAAGACACACGAAAGGGAGUAUUACGAGGAGAAAACGAAGGGUUACUACUUUGUCGCUUAUAUCUGAAACCCCAGAUUGUAAAGACUGCAUUUCGAAGGAGACGAAAACGAUGGUGGCCCCGCCGUCUUUAUGGUUGAGCUCCGGCGAAUCUGAUGCUGCUGCUGCUGCUGAUGAUGCUGUUUAUCGAAAGGAGAGUUUCGGCUUCGUCGGCGGUGGUGGUGAAUCAUUGGAUCGGGCGGUAAGGAUGGUGGUUGGGUCGUCGUCUUCGUCGUGUGUGACGGUGGAAAGCGUGACGGAGACUUGGGUUAGCGGUGGUGGUUGGUUGGAGUGUACGGAUGAGGAGAUGAAGGUUAACCUAGGGAAAGACUUGUGUCCAGGGUUUAUAUCGGAUGUGUUUGGGAGGGUGACUUGGACCAAUGGAGCGUACAAGGAAAUGGUUGGAGGCGGCGGCCGGGAUAUGACGACGGUGAGGUUGUUGAUGAAGCAGAAGCUUCCACCGGCGAAGAUAUUUCCGGCGUUUACGUGUAGGGUAAGGUUACAAUACAGUUGUGGGAAGGAUAGGAAAUCGUUAACGUUGCCGUGUGAUGUAUGGAGAAUGAACAGCGGCGGAAUUGCAUGGCGGCUCGAUAUCAACGCCGCUCUUUGCUUGGGCCGGUGAGAACAAAAAAAAAAAGAAAAAAGGGCAAGAAGCAGCCAUUUUCUUUGCAUGAAGAAAGCUUAGCAUCUAUAUAUUCUGGUCAUGCCACGAGUCCGAGGCUUGUAGGAAUUCUGUGAACAAAAAUGGAACUCCGACAACGUAAUUAAAGAACGAGGUGAGCAAUCACCGCAAUGGUCUUGUAAUUAAAUUGUAGUUUUUUUUUUUUAAACUUUUUUCUUCUCUUUGUUAAUGACUAGGAUUUAAAAGGAACUACAAAUACCCUAUAUUCUAUGUAAUUAGUUUUUUGUUUGGUAUAUUGUAUAUAUGUUUUAUUGUUUAGGUUUAGUGUUCCAAGUUAUCCUUUU
Molecule: messenger RNA, 1219 nt
Organism: Gossypium raimondii (Peruvian cotton)
Lineage: Eukaryota; Viridiplantae; Streptophyta; Magnoliopsida; Malvales; Malvaceae
Exons: 1
Coding region: 36-875 (279 amino acids)
Source: RefSeq, a predicted model, not a curated record